Messenger RNA from Heterocephalus glaber (naked mole-rat), 3289 nucleotides. NCBI's taxonomy places the organism in Eukaryota, Metazoa, Chordata, Mammalia, Rodentia, Bathyergidae. The record is from RefSeq and is a predicted model, not a curated record.
AAAUCUUCCUUCACUUUAAGCUUUCACCUAUCCUCUCUGUUUAAGUUUAAAGGUUGUUUAUGGUAGCAAUUUUAAGUUCCUUCACUCUUCACUACCUGCUCUAGGGAGAAGGAAAUGAUACGGAUAAUCUUGAUUGGAUAGACAAUGAAAAACCAGCUGUAGGAUAGACUGAAGAUGAUUUCCUGGCUUAGAACCUCUCAGGAUCUCUCUCCCCUUUCCCCUGAAUAAAUGUUCAAAGAUAAAAAUGCUCUGAAAAUCGAGAUUAAAUAUAACUACUGCUGACAAGUGAAAUUAUUUAGAGAUCUGCCUAAAACAAUAUGAAUGAAGCCUUUCCAGAGGCAGAAACAGACUUUUGAUUCUGGGUCCUACUUUAUUGUUUUAGGUUUACUUGAACUUGAAGAAAGGAAAAAAAUGUCUCCACUUCUGAGAAGCAUCUUUGACAUCACUGAAAUUUUCAAUCAGUAUGCCUCACAUGAUUGUGAUGGAGCAGCACUAAGCAAGAAUGACCUGAAGAACCUCCUUGAAAGGGAAUUUGGGACUGUCCUUCAGAGACCACAUGACCCUGAGACGGUAGAAACGGUCCUGGAACUUCUGGAUCGCGACACUAAUGGACAUGUUGAUUUCAGUGAAUUCCUCCUGUUCGUUUUCAAGGUGGCUCAAGCUUGUUAUUACGCUCUCGGCCAGGCCGCAGAGCUAGACGAGGAGAAGCGAGUCCACGGUGAGAGAAGGCGGGACCUCUCACCAGAUCGCAGGCAAGAAGACCAAAGGAAAUUCGAGACGCGGGACAGACAAGUGGAUGAAGAACCUGGUCGCCGACGCUGGCAGAAGAGGCAGGAACCGGAGAGUGCUGAGGGAGACCAGAGAAAGAAACUGGAGAGAUCUGAGCAGCGCUCCUCGCAGCCCCGCGACGACGAGGAGCAGCGGCUGCCAAGGCAAAAGCUGGAAGAGCGCCAAGCAGAGGAACAGCUGUGGAGGGGCAAGGGUCGCGAUGCGGAGGAGUUUGCUGAGGAAGAACAUCGAAGGGAAGAGUGGCAGAAACUGAGAAGGGACCGCGGCGAGGAGGCGCAAGUGCCACGCCGGGAACCGGAGCCGCGCGAGAGGGCGCUCCAGGAGGAAGAUGAGCGCCCACAGAGGCAGGAGCGGUCAGAGCUGAAGAGGGAGCGCCGAGAAGAGAGGCAGCUGCCGAGGAGGGAGGAGAGGCGCGAACAGCAGUCGGUGGCUGAAAAGGAGGAGCUGGCACAGGCCCGAGGACGGGAUGACAGCCACACCCAGAGGUGGCACAGGCAGCUAGAAAGCGAAGCCGAAGCACGUCAGAGCAAGGUCUACUCCAGGCCUUGCAGGCAGGAGGAGCAGCUCCGCGACCUGACGUGGCAGCGGCAGGCAGAAGAAAAGGGCGGCAGGCGCCGCGAGAGGCCGCAGGAGCAGGAGCUGCGGCUCCGAGAGGAGGAGGAGCGGAGCCCGGAGCGCGCCUGGCAGCUGCAGGAGGACCGCGCCCGUGAGGACCGCCAGCAGGGGCAGCGCCGCGACCAGAACUGGGGGUGGCAAAUAGAGGAGGAAAGCCAGAGGCGGCGCCAGAAGCUGUACGCCGGGCCGGGUCGGCGGGAGCAGCUGCGGGAAGAGGAGCAGCUGCUGCGAGAAAGCAGGCGCCAGGAGCGCGACAGGAAAUUCCACAGGAAGCAGGAGCUGGACCAGGAAAGGGUGGAAGAGCAACUGCAUCCCCAGAAACGUGACAGAAAAUUCAGGGAGGAGGAACAGCUCCGUCGGGAAAGAGAGGAGGAGCAGCUGCGCCGUGAGGAGCAGCAACUGCGCCGCCGGGAACGAGAGCAACAGCUUCGGCAGGAACGAGACCGAAGAUUCCGUGAAGAACAGCUCCGUCAGGAAAGGAAGGAGGAGCAGCUGCGCCGCCAGGAACAACAGGGUCACUACCAAGCCGAGGGGCCCUUUGUCAGGGAGAAGAGUAGUCAGGAGCAAGAACUGCGCCAAGAAGAGCAGCGAAGUCGCGUAGAGCGGGAGAGGAAAUUCCAAGGAGAGCAGCUCAGGCGCCAAGAAGAGGAGCAAAGACGUAGCCAAGUCCGAGAGAGGCAAUCCCAAGACGAAAAGGGUGAUAUGGAGACUGGCAAACGCCAGUUUGCCCAUGUUCCAGUGGUGCGCUCCAGCCCCCUCUAUGAGUAUAUCCAAGAGCAGAGAUCUCAAUUCCGCCCUUAAGAGCUGCUACCAACAUGCUAACACCAGCCAAAGCUUUGAGCAAAAGAAAAUGAGAGCCACUGAGUAACAAGUCAUAACUCAUGUGCUUCUGGUAGUGGGGAAACUCUGAUGUUAGAAGGUGUCUUUUCUUCCAAAAUCUUAAGCUACGGUUAACUGCAUUACUUUGUACUCCUUGCCUUUUAUUCUUCUUCUGGUAGUUCUUUACUACAAGAGGUCUUUGCUCUUUGGUGAAGAUUUGGUGUGCAUUUUUAAAAACAUAAAAGUCAUUUAACUUGUUCAUGGAGUUUUGUUUGAGGAACACAUUGAUGUAUUGCCUUCAAAACUAACAAGAAUAAUGCAACAAUUUGAGACUCAAGACAACUAAAUCUGUUUUUAAUGGCUGAUCAUAUUGUGGAGAUUUUACAUGCAUUUAAAAGUUAUAGUUGAUUUUUUUUCUUGGGGCUAAAUUUCAUUAAUCUUUACCUCCAAAAUGUUUUUUGGGUGUGUGUGUGUCUGUCUGUCUGUCUCACGAUUAUCACAGAUUCCACUAGGUGAGUGAAUGUUUACAAUCCUUUAUUGAUGCAGGAGUGACUUCUGCGGGAAAAUUCCCUGUGAAAUCAGCCCAUAACUGGCAGAAAUAUUUGCUAAGAAUAUGGUCUAGCUUAAAGAUUGAGAAUUUUGGAUUUUUUUUUUACAAUUAACUGCACAUAAACACUUAAAGUCUCAUGAAGCAAAAGCAAGGUGUUUCUCAAACAACCUCAGAGUUCCAAUUUUAAAAAUGUCUAUUAUAGUUUGUAGUGCUCAGUUCUCGUCCUCCAAGUUUUGAUGGGUUUGAAAAUGUUAUCACUUUUGUUCAUUUUAAUUUAGAGGGAACCUAAUCAGGACCCUAUAAACAUCUAUCUUGUUACAGGGGCAAUAAGAUAUCACAAAAGCCGUAUUUAGAGAAAAGUGUGUGUGUACGUGAUGUGUAUGAGCACAGGGGCAAGUGUCUAGAGGCCCUUAACAAGAUUUAUCAGCCCAUAUUCCUUUGAAACCUGUUAUUACCUUGGAGAACUUGCUGAAAUAAUUGCAUUGUAUGAAAACGUAAUAAAUGGUUGGCAAAUAA